AUGAGUUCAUCGAAAAAGAUCACCCUCGUUAUCAUUCUUGUUUCGUUUUAUAUGUUUUCAUGUGUUUCAUGCACUGAGUUUAAAGUUGGAGGAGAAGGGGGUUGGAUCGUACCACAAUCUAAGACUGAAGGAGAUAUGUUUAACCAUUGGGCUUCACACAACCGUUUCAAAGUUGGAGACACUGUCCGUUUCAACUACACAAAAGACUCAGUGUUAGUGGUGUCAAAAGAAGAGUACAAGAAAUGCAAGGCCACUAAACCGCAACUCUAUUCGAACAACGAAGACACGGUUUUCAAACUAGACCGUCCCGGUUUGUUUUACUUCAUUAGCGGUAUCUCUGGCCACUGCGAAAAGGGUCAGAAGAUGAUCAUUAAAGUCAUGGAGACAGAGUCUUCGCCAGACUCUCCUCCUCCUUCAUCACCUUCUUCUCCGUCGUCCUCUUCAUCUCUAUCUCCUCCGGCUUCGACUCAUAAGAAGAGCAGCGCGUUCAAAACCUCAGUCCAGUUCAGCUGUUCUGGCGUUGUUGUCUUUACUUUUCUUGUCGUUUCUGUUUUUGGUCUGGCUUAG
Messenger RNA from Eruca vesicaria subsp. sativa (arugula), 567 nucleotides. Lineage: Eukaryota; Viridiplantae; Streptophyta; Magnoliopsida; Brassicales; Brassicaceae. The record is from the annotation of a GenBank genome assembly.